Molecule: messenger RNA, 1839 nt
Organism: Rotaria socialis
Lineage: Eukaryota; Metazoa; Rotifera; Eurotatoria; Philodinida; Philodinidae
Source: the annotation of a GenBank genome assembly
AUGCAUAAAUCGAACGAAGAUUGUUUUUACUUUCUUACAUCAUUAUGUGCUAAAGGUUCUUCAUGUACAUAUCGACACAGUCCAUUAGCGUUAACAUGUAACGUUAUUUGUCCAGCUUGGCUACGUGGUAAUUGCCUUGAUCCUGCAUGCCCAUUUCGACACACUACAGCUCAACGUGCAAUGAUUAGUAAUGGUAUCUUAUGCUUUUAUGAAAAUACACCAACAGGUUGUCUGAAAGUUGAUUGCACAUUUGUUCAUUCGCGACCACGAAUGACUUCAAGAACUGCAGCAACAAUACGACCUUCUUCAACUAAUCUUAUUAACAAAGAUGCAACGAAACCAAUUGUAUCGAGUGUUCUACCUACUGUCAUACCACAAACAACACCUACGUCUAAUUCUAGUAUUAAUCCUCUUGAAUCAACGCCGAGUGAACCACAAAUAGUCAUACCUAUUAUUAAAAUUGAAUCAUUAUCAAAUUCUGAAAUAUCAUCACCGAUAACAAAAACUGAAACAACAGUACGUCGUAUUGCAUUAUCAUCAGAUGAUGUUGAUCAAUCAAAUGAAUCCAAAACUAUAUCAGACAAUAACAGUACUAGUCCAAAAUUGCAGAAAUCUUCUAGUCGUUGUGUUAUUACCGACACUCCAAAAAUAAGUCAAGAUGAGACAACAACAACAACACAAUCACGAUUAGUUGUCAAUAGAAAUGUUGUUCUCAGUGAAUCAACUGGUAUUCCAAAUCGAAAAAUUGUUCAAACUACAACUACAACAACAAAAACAUCAUCAUCAUCAUCGGCACCAUCAAAUCGUGUUGUUGUUUCAUCAAGUGGUGCUGGUUCAACUGCAAAAGAUAAAAGGACUGAUGUUGGUUUUGUCGAACAAAAAAAUGAUAGUAAAAAAUUUAAAAAAGAUUCAUCGUCAACUGUUAAUAUUCCAUUUCCUUAUUCAACACCGUCGAUUACAAACCGUUUAUCAUUCAAUUCAUCAAAAGAAACAACGUCAACGAAUGAUGCAAAACCAAUUCGAUUAAAUCGUGAUCGUUUGCCCGCAACAAAAAUAUCGAACGGAAACUCACCUGUUUCUGUUGCUACAUCAUCACAUGAAGAAAAGUCAUCUGCGGGAACAGUGUUGUUACAAGAUAAUGAACGUCGAACAAUGCGUAUCGAACGUUUCCAGAAAAAACCAAAUUCUCCACCUCGAUCAAUUGUAUGUUCUACAUCAAUAACCACAGUGAACAAUAUGACUAUUCAUUCUUCUACUAAUCGCAAUGUUAUUACAUCAACUACCAAUGACCGCAAACGUACAAUACCAGAAACAACAAUUGCGGAUGAGCCUCCACCAAAGCGUAUUUCGUCUUCAUUAUCACACAAUAAAAGUUCUCCGCGUCAACCAGCUACGUCUCUCAAUUCAGCUAUCCAGUCAACUUUAUCAUUAUCGAGCCAUGAGAAAAAAUCUACUCAAAGCAAAAACUCUGCAACAACUACAAAUGGAACACAUCACCAUGCAAUUUCUUCUCCUGCUCUGCAGCAAUCAUCAUUAACAUCAACAACAACAAUCAUAAAAACAUCACGGAUUCGACAGCCUCCAUCAGUUGCUAUCAAACGACCUUUAACUCCAAUGAUGACUUCUUCUCAAACAUUGACAAAGGCAAUUGAACAAAUUCCAAUCAAUAUCGCUGAAAAUAAGACUUCAACUACAAAACGAACGACAGAACCUCAAACAUCCAAUCAAGAUGAUGAAAAUCAAUUACUAAAACUGAACGAAUCUAGUGAUGUUGUUGAUACAUUUGCAUUCAUUGACGAAGCAUUACUUGAAACUGAUAACCUUCUUGAACUAUUCUAA